This is a messenger RNA of Pseudophryne corroboree (corroboree frog), 3863 nucleotides long. It is a transcript of the gene FOXN1, whose product is annotated as forkhead box N1. Gene Ontology annotation, biological process: regulation of transcription by RNA polymerase II. The coding region runs from base 516 to 2504 and encodes 662 amino acids. Lineage: Eukaryota; Metazoa; Chordata; Amphibia; Anura; Myobatrachidae. The record is from RefSeq and is a predicted model, not a curated record. Gene Ontology annotation, molecular function: transcription cis-regulatory region binding; DNA-binding transcription factor activity, RNA polymerase II-specific. The transcript is spliced from 11 exons.
GAUUUACCAGGAGUUUACACAGUAGAUCAAUCCGUGUGGGGGCCACUGAAGUCAUCUGUCAUGACUCAUGCCUCUGCCAGCACUGAUCAGGAGCCAGCCACGGAGUCAGAGAGAGGCCACGCCUACUGACCUCACAGGAGGUCAGCCUCUCGCUGAUGGAGGCUAUUUGAGACAAACGCUGGGCACAACAGUCUCUUUUCCUCAGGAUCCCACUGAAGAGCACGGCCAGGCAUCUGAGGGGCUGCUGUGUGAGGGUGUGAUGCUGCAGCUAGCAUGCGGGACCAGGGACAACAGCAACAACAACAACAGGUGAAACUACAGGUCUCAGCAAGCCGUUCAUUAUGCUGGAAUCACUAAGGAAGACUCCUGGAGUUGAAACGCAUUGGUAGUUUGAGGAGCUGUCUUUUGGCCUUGCAGGACCUGACUUUCUAACAUCUGGCUACCAAGAGAGAGAAAGUAAAGCGGCUUAAACACUGAUGGAUGUUAAAGGAAUACAUUUUUUUUAAUGAGAUCACAUGGAAGCUGAAAAGGAAGAGUAUUCUCAGCUGGAAGGAGAGAUGGUGAACACACAAUCUGGUUUUUUAUCCAGCCAGAAUUUAGUGGAUUCAUUGAUAAUGCAGGAUCAAUCGAACAUGACUUUUACAUCAGGAUCUCUGGAUAGUGACUGUUCUCCCAUAAACCAAUCAGAGGAGAGGAUACAGGAUCAAACAGGUUCCAUGACAGCUGGUUUGUCAAUGGACAGCUAUGGUGGACAUACACAUGAUUCUGAAAGAAAAAGCUCAGAUUCAUCAAUGAGUCCUGACCUUUCUUUAUCACCCCAAGACCACAUUCCUAUGAGAUUCCCAGACAAAGCUUCUCCAAGUGAGGAAUACAGAAGAUACAGUUGUGACAAUGCUGCAGAAAGUAGUUAUGGAAAAUUCAUCAAAGGAAAAAACCAGUUCCACCCUUACAAAAGGCAAUUCAGUGACGUUUUUCCUGAUACACUCCAGUCUCUAUCUCUUGGAGAGAAACCUUUCAAAGGUAUGGAUGGGAUAGACAGCUUUGAAGAUGUAUGUGGACCUUCCUGCCCUGAAGAAGCUGAAUCUUUUGCCACACAUAUUCCUGGUAUAACAACUGAGACGGCAUGGUGUAAUUCUAUACAAUACACCAGCAGCCAUGAUGAAGGAUCACAGAUGAUGUUGGGGUCAGAAGUAAAGCUGAAGCCCCAAUCAUUGGUAAUGCGACAACAAGAAAAGGAGCAAAGGAUGUACUGGUCUCAGUCACCCACACAGCAGAUCUACUGUGCCCCGCAGACAUUUCCUCAGUAUUCCACAGGAACGAGCUACCCUGUUACAUACAUUUCUACAUCACAUUAUCCUUACCAAAGGAUUGCCCCACAAGCGGGCAUGGAGUCCCAGCAACCUCUCUUCCCAAAACCCAUCUAUUCCUACAGCAUUCUGAUCUUCAUGGCCCUGAAGAACAGUAAAACUGGAAGUCUUCCUGUGAGCGAAAUCUACAACUUUAUGACUGAGCACUUUCCUUAUUUCAAGACUGCUCCAGAUGGGUGGAAGAACUCUGUGCGCCACAACCUGUCCCUGAACAAGUGUUUUGAGAAAGUGGAAAACAAAUCUGGAAGUUCUUCCCGAAAAGGGUGUUUGUGGGCACUGAACCCAGCCAAGAUUGACAAGAUGCAAGAAGAACUGCAGAAAUGGAAACGGAAAGACCCAGUGACUGUGAGGAAAAGCAUGGCAAAGCCAGAGGAUCUGGAUAAGCUGAUAGGAGAGAGAACGGAGAAACUGAGGUCCUCCCUCCUGGCGUGUAAUACCUCUGGACUCAUGAACUCAUCUCCUGCAAUGCAGCUGUCCAUUCAGACACAUGAACAGAAUAUAUCUCCCCCCAUGCCUGCGUCUCUACAAUCCAUGCAUGAUGUCUCUGAAUCCAUACAUGCCAAAAAACAGCCGCUGUGUUAUACAUCACUCCCGCAUGGCUUCCCGCAGAUCUCACCAGCAAUGAUACAACAGUCCCAUGGCAUGCCACAAAACCAUUAUCCUUCAGCAGAAAACCAAAGUGAACUGAAUACACAACCCAUUAAUCCCCAGGACUCUCCGAUACCAGCCCACACUCCUCCACUUCACAGCAUGAAGAUGAUAACAGAGCACUCCCCAACCAGGACAAUGCAAGACCACCUGAUAGGAGAGUUGAGCAAUGAUAUUGAUGCCCUCAAUCCCUCCCUUACAGACUUUGAACUACAAGGGCACCUGUGGGAGGAGCUUAAGGAUGACAGUCUGGCACUGGAUCCCAUAAAUCUUAUAUCUUCAUCACUAACUCCGCCUCCACCACAUUACUUCCUGCACAAUGCAAACUGUGUCAGCAACAAUACUGAGAUUAGUUCACCGGGCAGUAACUCACAUAUGGGAUUAGGUGACAUCCAUCUCACCACUGUGUAUUCCUCAUUUAUGGAGCUGGACACAGCCAUGCCUUCAUACAUCAGUAACUCUGGAUCCAAGCAUGCCGCCAUUGUUUAAAGAUGUUACAUUCAAAACUGCCUCUAUAGACUGUACCUUUACUAGUAGGAGGAUUCAGCACAACCUCUUUCAUUAAACUAUAUAUAGCACAGACGAAUAAUGAAAGGACGAUUGAUGAAACCGAUAUUAGUUCAGUCUUCGAUUAUACAGAAGAUGAAGCGUAUGCUUUUAGGGGCAUUGCUGUAUAACCUUGCCCUGGUUGUAUGAUACAAUCCUGCACAAAGCAAUAAAAUAUAUAUUAGAUUGCACAGGCAAUGGAAAAUAGUAAAUGUAAAUUUUAAGGAAAAUUAAAACAGAGUUUGUAUUUUUCUGUUAAUCUAAAAGAUUUAAUUUAACUAUUGUAUAUAUAGAUCUUUAAUUCCACGCAACUAGAUAUUUUUAAUAUUAAUUUCUGUUGUCGCCCCAACUCGUUAUGUCAUAGCACUAUUUUAAGUGCCUAACACAGUGUUAUGAACAUAGAUAUUUUGUAAAAAGCCCAAUGGAGUCCUUUCUAAUAAAAUGUUGUUGAUGUUACUAUUUCAAUUUUAAGAGAUUUACAUCAUAGUAACAUAAAUUUUCAGCGCGCUUCUAGAGCUUUUUUUUCUGGAUCACAGAAAUGGAUUAUGUAAUAGAUUAUUUCUUGUUACUCCAUGCUUGGGUGGUUACUCCACAUGCAACUGUAUAUGCCGGGGCCAGAAGCCUAAAAUCCCUGGUGCUUCAUAAAGAUUUGGGGAAACUGGAGAACAAAAUAAACUUUUAUUUUAAAGACUCAUUUCACUCUUACAUAUUGCAAGGAUGACGUGACACUCCAAGCUGCUGGCUGAUGUCACAAAAGAAAAAGAAAUGAAAAUUUCACAGUCCUGACAUACGCAAAAGUCAUUCAAGGAACUCAGAGACAUUUCAGUCCUGUUCAGAUGCAUUUUCUUACAGCUUGUAUAAGAAUAUAUGUGGAUAUGCAUGCAAUUCAUUAAGCAGGUGUCACUUUCCUUUCAGCUGGGCACCCCUUGCUUCUGGUGGAAUGCCUCAUUGCACUUUUAUUACAUAAAUAGUCAUUAUUUCACCUAAAGUUGUCUUUCUUGUGGGGUUUUGCCUGUCCUCGGAAGAUGGCGGUGUGUCAUUAUUAUUAUCAUUGUAAUUUGUUUGUUUAUCCAGUAUUAAAUGACCAAAAUAUAUUUCACAUUAUGAAUAAUGUAUGGGAUACCACACGGCUUUACCAUCCAAGCUAUUAUCCUGUUGGAACUUGUAAAGCAAAAAAAAAAAACCUCUAGUUUUCAUUCAGGAAUUCUUCCAUCAAAACGUGAUAUAAUCCUUUUUACGUGUAAACUUGCCCUGAAUUAAUAUAGUGUAAUCCAGUUCCAUUUGCACAUAACUUUGACUAAA